GGUCCGCCUCACACCCAGUCGAAGGUUCGCUGACAGGAGUGCGAUGAUGGCGAGGGCUCUGCGGAGAACCAGCUUCCUCUCCGGCCAUGGUGGCGGGAGGGGGCUGUGGACAAGCCACCCGCAGUCAGGUAUGGACAAUGUAAAGCCAUUGGAUGGUGUAAAAAUUCUGGAUCUAACAAGAGUCCUGGCAGGACCCUUUGCUACUAUGAAUUUAGGAGAUCUUGGAGCAGAAGUCAUAAAAGUGGAAAGACCAGGAGCUGGUGAUGAUACACGAACUUGGGGGCCACCUUUUGUGAGGACAGAAAGUACAUAUUUUCUCAGUGUUAACCGAAAUAAAAAAAGUAUAGCUGUUAAUAUCAAGGAUCCCAAAGGAGUGAAAAUUAUCAAAGAGCUUGCAGCUGUUUGUGAUGUAUUUGUGGAAAAUUACGUCCCUGGAAAACUGUCUGCUAUGGGCCUGGGAUAUGAAGACAUAGAUAAGAUUGCUCCUCACAUUGUCUACUGUUCCAUCACAGGGUAUGGUCAGACAGGUCCAAUGUCUCGGCGUGCUGGUUAUGAUGCUGUUGCCUCUGCUGUCUCUGGUCUGAUGCACAUCACAGGGCCUGAGGAUGGCGAUCCAGUUCGCCCAGGAGUGGCUAUGACUGACCUUGCCACUGGCCUGUAUGCAUAUGGAGCCAUUAUGGCUGGAUUGAUACAAAGAUAUAAAACCGGAAAAGGACUGUUCAUUGAUUGUAACCUACUGUCAUCUCAGGUGGCAUGUUUGACCCAUGUAGCUGCUAAUUAUCUUAUUGGCCAAAAGGAAGCCAAACGUUGGGGCACAGCUCACGGCAGUAUUGUUCCUUACCAGGCCUUUAAAACCAAGGAUGGCUACCUUGUGGUUGGAGCAGGAAAUAACCAACAAUUUUCUACUGUGUGCAAGAUCUUGAAUUUGCCUGAGUUGACUGACGACUCCAAAUACAAAACUAACCACCUUCGGGUACAGAAUAGAAAAGAGCUUAUUAAAAUACUCUCUGCACGGUUUGAAGAAGAAACGACCAGCAAGUGGUUAUAUCUUUUUGAAGGCAGUGGGGUCCCAUAUGGCCCAAUCAACAACAUGAAGAAUGUAUUUGCAGAACCCCAGGUACUGCACAAUGGCCUCGUCAUGGAGAUGGAGCAUCCGACUGUGGGGGAGAUCUCAAUCCCAGGCCCAGCCGUGAGAUACAGUAAGUUCAAGAUGUCAGAGGCCAGUCCUCCUCCCCUGCUCGGGCAGCACACGAAGCAUGUGCUAAGGGAGGUCCUCGGCUACGAUGACAGGGCCAUUGAGGAGCUGCUCAGCACUGGCAUCGUGACCCAGCACGAAGCCAAGUGACACAGGAAAAAGCCCGAGUCUGUGAUGCCACUGACAAGAAGAGUCCGAGGAGCUCCAUCCACAUUUCCUGCCUGGCAUCUUCAGAAGGGCCUUAGUAUUAAUGAAUUUAGUGCCUUUUAAAUGUACUCUGCCUUUUAUUUCCUACUUUUUUUUUUCAGAUAAUGGUAUAAUAGUGGAUUUGUGGGAUCUUUUUUUAUAAAGACUUAAUUUUUUUCUUGGAAAAAUACACUUCUUACUCUAAUUACAUUAAUGGCCUAAAUAUCUACCCCCACUCUCCCAGCCCACACAGGCCUGAAAAAGAGCAGAUCUCUUGAAAUUUUCUACUUGGACAUAAAGUCUUCAUUUAAAUCUUUUCUAGGAAAUCAAAGCAAUAAGCAAGAUAACAGUCUCCAUGAUUGAUUUUAAACAGAAUAACUUAAUUUUGUGCUCACAAACCUUUUGUUAGCCUGUAAUUUAAACCAUGGAUGUUGCUGAUGCCCAUUAUAACACUGAGCUUCAUUCUCCCCUAUGGGGGUAAAUAUUUGCUUUAUGUCAUAGCUCUCUGAUGACUUUAUGAUACAUGGCAGAAAAUCAAUUUCCCCUCACAUACUUAGGGAUGUAGGUAUCUGUCUGGAUGCAGAGGUGAGAAGUGUUUCUUUAAGCAGAACAUGAUAUGAGCCAAAUGCAAAUGCAUUUAAUGAAUGCCACUGACUGUCCAAGUAUUAAAUAAUGUGUCAAUGAUGACAAAUAGAACAAAUACUGGAAAACAUUGCUUGUAGUCUGAGCAUUCAUGGUAGAAGACUAGAUCAUGCCUUAGUAUUAAGUAUUUCAAUUUGUCAGUGGAUUAGAAGUAUAGAAAAUAUCUUCUGUCCAGAGGUGAGAAGUGAGCAGUACAUAUGUUGCAGGAUAAAUUGUCACUCAAGUCUGCCAGGCCUAGGUGUAGACAGGGAAUCAGACAGUUCCAUGAUCAGUAUCUUCAGAUGACCUAAACUCAUGGCUAUUAAGCACACUUACUUUAAAGCAACGUCAAGACAUACCAAGUGGUAAUUGAAAGCUAGAUUAUAGAUGUUCACCUUUCAAACUGUGAUUUAGAAUGCAUUCUCUUUUUUCUUUUCUUUUCUCUUUUUUUUUUUUGCUUUUUAGAAUUGAAUCAUUUAUCCAUGUUGUAAAAUCCAGUAUGUUUCUAGAAUCAAGAUCCAAAUAAACAGGAAAUUUGUCUUCUCACAAGGUGGUCAUGGGAUUUUUCAGAAGA
Molecule: messenger RNA, 2576 nt
Organism: Nycticebus coucang (slow loris)
Lineage: Eukaryota; Metazoa; Chordata; Mammalia; Primates; Lorisidae
Gene: SUGCT
Product: succinyl-CoA:glutarate-CoA transferase
Exons: 14
Coding region: 44-1345 (433 amino acids)
Molecular function (GO): catalytic activity
Source: RefSeq, a predicted model, not a curated record